CAAGACUGCCUCAGAUACAGUGAUAGUGUGGAGAUACGACCUGGAAACAACACGAUGGAUACCGUCAAACUGGUCAUAUUUGCCAUGUGCUUUGUCUUUGGAACAUAUUCAGCUUCCGGUAAACCACGAUGCAAGUUUCCGGCACAGUGGCAGAGCAAAGUUUUCUUCGAUUUUGGAUUGAUGUUCACCGUGCCUACACAGGCGCGAGCGUCCGGAACCUACUAUUACGACUAUCUCAACAACCAGACGAGAUUAGACCUGAAGGGUAUCGAUUUGGCCUAUAACAUGUCCUAUGAUUACACCUACAUAUGGAAGUUUAACGAAUCCUCCUUCUAUACGAUUGACUACAUCGAAAAGACCUGUGACAGAGAGGUACAGGACGGAGACUUCUGGAAACAAUGGGAAGGUCUGCCUGACGCAGCAUCUCUAACAUCAGCGGGAGGGAUAGGGGGAUCUCAGGAACGUUUCGAACAGUACCAGUUCUUAAAAGUGGUUAAGAAAGAGGACAAUGAAAUUGUUGCUGUCACAAUUGACGUUAAAGUCGGUGACAUCUGUCCCCCCAGCCGAUUAAUAAUGGAACAAUACGGAUUCGAUCCUUUAGGGACAUUUGCGUACAACUACGAAUUUUUAGAUCCUACAGAUAUUGAAAACCCGCAGAAAGUAUUUAGCGAUCCACCCAACUGUAAAAACAUCACAACAUGGAACAAUGCCGAGAGGAACCACCUUAUUCACAGACGUAUUGGACCGUUAAUGGGAUAGAUAGUGAUUGGAAAACUUCAUUUAACGUGAUUGGGCCGUUAACAGGAUAGACAGUGAUUGGAGAACUCCACUUCAUCGUGAUUGGACAAUUAAUGGGAUAGACAGUGAUUGGAGAUCUUCACUUUAUCGUGAUUGGACAAUUAAUGGGAUAGACAGUGAUUGGAGAUCUUCACUUUAUCGUGAUUGGACAAUUAAUGAGAAAGACAGUGAUUGGAGAUGUUCACUUUAUCGUGAUUGGACAAUUAAUGAGAAAGACAGUGAUUGGAGAUCUUCACUUUAUCGUGAUUGGACAAUUAAGGAGAAAGACAGUGAUUGGAGAACUUCACUUUAUCAUCAUUGUGACGAACAUUUGACAUAAUAUUAUGUCAUUUUGCCUUAUAUGUCUAAUAUAAUAUUGAUACCAUAGUUAUCAUCGGCAAAAUAAUUCGGUAUCAGUAUUGUAAGAGUAAACAUACACACAACGUACAUGGCGUUUUCAUCUGUUUGUGUUUGUGUUUUGCAUACGUUGAUGUGCUAUUUAUAUAUUGAUAUGUCAUUGAUAAUAUUUUAGUAAUAAUUUUGUAUAGUGCUGUAGCAAUAAAAAUUAUACGUAAGUAUGUUUUAGAUAUAGA
This is a messenger RNA of Pecten maximus, 1370 nucleotides long. RefSeq lists its product as uncharacterized. NCBI's taxonomy places the organism in Eukaryota, Metazoa, Mollusca, Bivalvia, Pectinida, Pectinidae. The transcript has 5 exons. The record is from RefSeq and is a predicted model, not a curated record. Gene Ontology annotation, biological process: cell-matrix adhesion. Gene Ontology annotation, molecular function: calcium ion binding. Bases 55 to 759 code for a protein of 234 amino acids. Gene Ontology annotation, cellular component: extracellular region; lysosome.